CCUGCACAUUUUGAACUGCGUAGCGAAGCGGCGUCUUUUCUCUUUGUGCAGACGAAUCGCAACAUGGAAGAAAUUGUGAGUCUCGACCCGGAGCCGAAAGAGAUAGAAGACCCCAUCGAGUCCCUGAAUCCAGAACUUGACGAGACCUCUCAAGAAACACCGAACGGAGUGAAAACAGAUGCUGAGGAAAACGCCUCAAAAGAAAAUCACGAUGGCAAGGAUAAGUCCAUUCUGAACAGAAGAACAAACCGUUUCCAUCCCUACAAGGACAAACAUGGUGGUGAAAAGAAGGUUGCCCAAAGGAACCGGGUGUUCAUCAGCAACAUCCCGUACGAUAUGAAGUGGCAGGCCAUUAAAGACCUGAUGCGUGAGAAAGUUGGUGAGGUUACAUACGUGGAGCUCUUUAAGGAUGCAGAAGGAAAGUCAAGGGGUUGUGGUGUGGUGGAGUUCAAAGAUGAGGAGUUUGUGAAGAAAGCUGUGUUAACUAUGAAUAAGCACGAUCUGAGUGGAAGGCCACUUAACAUCAAGGAGGACCCUGAUGGUGAACAUGCUCGCCGUGUGCUGCAGCGCAUGGGAGGUCAGCAGGGGGGCCGUGGGCAGGACAUGGGCCCCGGCGCCAUGAACAUCCCCCCCUCCAUCGCCAACAACCCAAACAUCCCCCCUGAAGUGAUCCACGGGCUGCAGGCCGGGCGGCUGGGAAACACCGUGUUUGUGGCUAACUUGGAUUUCAAGGUUGGCUGGAAGAAGCUGAAGGAGGUGUUCAGCAUGGCUGGAGUGGUGAAACGGGCCGACGUUAAAGAGGACAAAGAUGGAAAGAGCCGUGGAAUGGGAACAGUGACUUUUGAGCAGCCGCUGGAAGCUGUCCAGGCCAUAUCCAUGUUCAAUGGUCAGAUGCUGUUUGACAGACAAAUGCAUGUUAAAAUGGAUGAGAAGUCUCUCCCACCUGAUGAUUUCCGUCAAAUCGAAAAAACUCCUCAGUUACCACGUGGUCUGGGCGGUAUUGGCAUGGGUCUGGGACCUGGCGGCCAGCCUAUAAAUGCGAACCGUCUGAGCGGUGGAGGCGGCGGUGGCGGCAGCAUGGGCUCCAUGGGACCCGGAGGAAUGGAUGUUUCAAGUUUCGGUGGCAUGAACAGAGUCGGAGGAGGGAUGAGUGGUGGCGGGAGCUUUGGAGGAAUGGAGAGCAUGGGCAACAUGGGAGGCUUUGGGAGAGACAUGGCCCCAGUUAGCAGAAUGGGAGAUAUGUUUCGGUCAGGAAUGGGAGGAAUGGACCGUGACUUUGGCCACAGUGACCUUGGGAUGAAUCGGGGAUUUGGGGACUCUUUCAGAGGAAUGGCCAUUGCAGCCCUGGAUGUCAUCAUGAAAUGUGGAGGUUUUGGAGGCGGCAUGAGCAGCACUGGCAUGGGGCACCUGGCGACGGGAUUAGGUGGAGGGAUGGGCAAUAUGUCCAUGGACCGAAUGGGCUCCAACUUUGACCGUUUGGGGAUGUCGGGGAUGGACAUGAACCGCGGCUUUGGGGGGUUUGGAGGUGGCGGAGCGAGCCACAUGGGAGGAGGGAUGUCUGACAGAAGCGCCGCAUCCAAAGGUGGCUGCGUGAUAUUCGUGCGAAAUCUGUCCUAUGAUCUGACCUGGCAAAAGCUGAAGGAGAAGUUCAGCCAUUGUGGUCAGGUGAUGUACGCAGAAAUCAAGAUGGAGAACGGGAGGUCAAAGGGAUGCGGCACGGUGAGGUUCGACUCCGCCGAGAGCGCCGAGAAAGCCUGCAGGAUGAUGAACGGAACCAAAAUCAACGGCCGGGAGGUGGACGUCCGCAUCGAUCGCAACGCUUAAGAGCUUUUUUUUUUUUUUUUUUUUUGUAGAAGUUAAGCUAACACACUUACACAUUCAGCCCCCUUACAAAUUAUCUUUUUGUUUUGUUUUAAAAACACACAUUCUUCAUAUCUUCAUGUGCCCUUGGUUGACCCUUUUCGUUUUUUUGUUGAUACAUGAACUAUGUAGCUGUUUUAUCUUUGUUUUGUAAACCCUUUAUAAUUUGUCGGGCAGUGUAUUUGAAUAAACUUUUUAAUUUUUAAA
Salarias fasciatus (jewelled blenny) is the source of this 2067-nucleotide messenger RNA. RefSeq names its product myelin expression factor 2 (gene myef2). Gene Ontology annotation, molecular function: mRNA binding. The coding region runs from base 64 to 1824 and encodes 586 amino acids. The record is from RefSeq and is a predicted model, not a curated record. Gene Ontology annotation, cellular component: nucleus; cytoplasm. Lineage: Eukaryota; Metazoa; Chordata; Actinopteri; Blenniiformes; Blenniidae. The transcript is spliced from 18 exons.